This is a messenger RNA of Cynoglossus semilaevis (tongue sole), 2575 nucleotides long. Its product is annotated as zona pellucida-like domain-containing protein 1. The record is from RefSeq and is a predicted model, not a curated record. NCBI's taxonomy places the organism in Eukaryota, Metazoa, Chordata, Actinopteri, Pleuronectiformes, Cynoglossidae. The transcript is spliced from 12 exons. Bases 201 to 1397 code for a protein of 398 amino acids.
GUAAGGAAGAUAUGAUUUGCAGCAGAGACGGGUGAUAAGCGGGAGCAGUUUGAGUUUUCUGAGAAGCUUGUGGUGAAAGACGCCGUCGGCUUGUAACACUGGGUUGGUGGGCGUGUCCAGAAGUGUCCAGAUUGUAUAAAAACAUGUGUCCACAGAGGUUCAACAACAACAGCAACUAACAGCAGUAUCCACGGCACAGCAUGACAAGUUUACGAACCAUGAAGCUGUUGCUUCUGCUGGUCCUGCUGGACCUGGUCCAGGCCCAGGAAACUGACGUCUGUGACACCUCCAUCACAAACAGACCUCCACUGGACAGUGACAUAACCGUAGUAUGUGGAACAGAGAAAAUGGAGCUGAGCAUCAUAAUGUGUCCCAUCUAUCAUUCCGCAUUCACCCACCAGGACAUGGUCCUGAACCAGCAGUUUGAAAACACUGAGUGUUUCGGAACACCAGACUUCACGGUUGACCCUCCAGUGUUGAAAUUUGAGAUCCCCAUUAAUCCAGACAACUCCUUCUGUGGAAGCAGCUACGAGAUCAGCAACGAUGUUGGAAGUGGAGACUUCUCAGAUUUAUCCAAUGUGCAGUUUAUCAAUGUUUCAGGACAAAUUGGUUCCAUCGAUUCGAGCAUUGGAACCAUCACGUACCGCUCAGGGCUUCAGUACUUGUUUUCCUGUUUUUACCCAAUGCAGUACUUGUUGAAGGACCAACGUUUAAAUGUAUCUGGAGUGGAUCUCGCCAUACAAGACAACAACGGUAGCUUCAUCAGCACACUGACAAUGGAGCUGUUCAAUGAUGACGCGUAUACGCAGCCACUCUUCAUCCCAACAUCAGGACUCUCACUGAAGACCAAGAUUUAUGUCUCAGUUAAGGCCACUGCCCUGACAGAGAGGUUCAACGUGCUGCUGGACAGAUGUUUUGCGACAGCCAAUCCUUACCCUGAUGAAACAGUCUCCUACGACCUGUUUGUUGGCUGCGACAAGGAGCCACAGACCACAAUAGAGUUGAAUGGGAAGGCGCAGGAAGCUAGGUACACCUUUGAGGCCUUCAGGUUUGUGAUACAUAAUGAACUGGCCAUUUCCUCCUUCUACCUACACUGCGUGACCAGGCUCUGUGAAGUGGGCACGUGUGAGAACCUGUUGCCCUGCACCGUGGAGCGUAGGAGAAGGAGAGACACUGAUAACAAACUCCUGCCCAACGGCACCGUCAGCUCAGAUCAAAUACGCGUGAAAAAGGAUGAGCGUACUCCAAGUACUUUCUCUGCUCAAGCUGCAUCACCUGAGGCCAGUAACCACUACAGCAGCCCAGUGGUGGCUGUUAUUAUCUGCCUUGUGGUCCUGUCCAUCCUGCUGGUGGCCAUGGCUGUGUACUUUGGGUUUUACAUCAGAAGAAGGCACUAAUACAGGAACAGGCACCAAUGAGCCGGGGCACAGAACCGUGCCAGUUCUCCUUUAAGUCUAGCUCUUCAGGAUUUAUUCAUCUCACGCUGGUAGAAUGUUCUGGCUGCAGAGGGCGUUGUCUUCUCAGCAUCUUCUCAGCCUGCAGCUUAUUGGUCAGUAGGAAGCGGGUGAUUAACAUGGCGGUAACAACAAUCAGUACUUUGCUCUGUAGACUCAGAUGUAGUUCAUGAAAUGAUUCACAUGUCACCAGACUCUCAAAUAUGUCACUUUUUAAAACAACUCUGACAAAGCUCAAUAUUCUGUUAAAAAAAACCAAAACCAAAUCUAAAUUAUGUAGAAUUGUUCAGAUUUGUCCAGGAGUCAGUUCUUGUUCACUCAUUUUCAUUCAACACUGCAUCUUACUUGAAAAUGAUUACUUGUUGUCAAAUUGUAACAUGUGGUCUGGACACCAUUGACUAUAUAUAGUGUUUGUUAUUGGAUUUUUAAUACAUGAACGAAACAUCAACAUAUAUUGACCAGAUUAUUUGUUUUUUGGCUUCAUUUCAUAAUGUGUUAAAUAUAACCACCCCUACAAAAAUACUGUAGCUGAAACAGUUAACCACAGAAAAGUUGUUCAAAAUUAGACACGUUAAAAUUAAAUGCAGAAAAGCGUUACGUAAGCCAAAUGUGGGUUAAAUCCUGUUCCAUUUCAAAUUGUAAUUGCUUAAAAUACACCGAAACAUUGGUUGAAAACUUGUUCAGAACACGCUAAAUGUUGCUAAAAUAAAGCUAAUUUUUCACAGUUAUAACCACAGCUGCUUGGAAGCAGUCGGUAGUUUGCGGAUCAUUUAGCUUUAUUCAUUAUAUUGACACGCCAACCUGCUGGCCAGUUGAGGUACUACACUAGCAAAAACAUACUAGUAGGAAACACACAGUAUGACGUUGGCCAGUCUGUGUAGUUUGAUGGUGGAAACAGAGCUCAUCUGUUGAAGAUGUUUGUUAAAUAAAAGAUUCAUUUGAGGAAAAGUUAAAUUAGAAAACAGUUAGGUUAAUGUGGACGAAACAGAACUGCGUCAACUCACACAUUAAUGAAGUCAUAUAUUUCCUUGCCAUAAAAAUAAAAUGGAGUAAAUCACAGUUUAAUAGAUAUUUCUGCUCUUUGAAUGUUAAAAUAUAAUAAAUACAAAUAUUUGCACUUA